Molecule: messenger RNA, 2617 nt
Organism: Cryphonectria parasitica EP155
Lineage: Eukaryota; Fungi; Ascomycota; Sordariomycetes; Diaporthales; Cryphonectriaceae
Exons: 2
Coding region: 922-1671 (249 amino acids)
Source: RefSeq, a predicted model, not a curated record
CACGCAUUACAACGCAGCAUUUGAGGAGGGGAGAGAAAAUCAUUCAUCUUCGACGUGUCCUUGACUGCCUCUUUCAAAUCCAGUCCCACUGGGUCACUGCUCUCUCUACCUCUGUUCUGAGUGCCGGCCACGACAAGUCCGCAUCCACCCAAUCGCAGCAAAGAAGAGGGGCUUUUCAUCUCAUAACAACAAGCGCGACUCAAGAUCUCAUUAUCCACCAUCGACUAUUUCACCUUUUGAUCUAGCCCAAAAAAACCGGGGUUCUGCACUGGAACGCUACUGUUUCGUCCAGACCAUUUCUCAGCUGAUCGGCAGAUCAGCUUGCCUCCCUUCCAUCGACUCUGCAACCCAAGCCAUCAAGCGGUUUGGUCGAGUUGAGAUUGAGCGGCGCAAUCGUCCCGUGUUUUCUGUGCCGCGAUUGCCUGUCAUCAUUCGAUAGCGGGAACAAAGGACAACGGGCGGCGCCAGAAAAUCGGAGCAUCCCUCCCGCCUGUGUCUUUACUUCGGCAGUGUCCCUGGUGCAGCCAGCAGCGCCUCGAGGGUCCCACUUCAGGCCUGCUAAUCCACUGCACCAAGCCCCCCACCACCCCCGGCCUUCAAUGGUUGCUUGGUACCAUCGUUCGACCCUGUGGCCCCAGUACGACCUGAACAAAUUGGGGCUUCUGCAAAGCUGUGCCAGCAUUUUAUAGCACAGUACAGCACCACCUCACCACCGUUACGUUUCACCUCCACUCACUCUGCUUCCGACGUCGCACAACACUCGAACCAUCCUCCGGAGGAUCAUACCAGGCAAUCGUCCCAUCGGAAUUCACAAUUGCUUCUGGACUUUCGGACACUUCCUCCAACCUCUCGUAUCCUCUGUAUCCACCAAAUAAAUAAAAAUCUCACUCGAGCCCUCCCAGGCUCCAACGAAUUCUCAUCAUGUCUUCAGACAAUUCCAACUCCAACAACAACAAUAACAACUCGUCCAAGCCGCCUUCGCCUCCACCCGCCGAUAUGCAGCGUCACCGCCGUGGUUCUCUCACCGCCAGCAACCCCUUCUCCCAGCUCUUCACCCGGAGCAACUCUGUUGCUACCGCUGCUGGUACUCCCGUCUUCCCCAGUGCCAUCACCAGUGCCGCCAUCCAAGAGCAGCAGCGUCGAAGGCUGUCGCUUUCCACCGCCGCGACGCUGGGCAUUACUGGGACAUCGCCCACCAGCGCCUCCAGCCUAGCCCGCCGGGCUAGCAUGUCCACCAACUCUGACUGGGACGAGAAUGCCAUCGAGGAGGAAGACGCACCUCCCUUCACCGCCCGUACCGCUCCAGUCAGUCCGUUCAAUCGCCGCGUGAGCUUUGGCACCGCAGCUGCUAUGCGUCGCCCUGGCGGCUCCAGCCCUGGAUCAGGCAAUGACCAGGGCUUCAACUGGUCAGAGCAGCUUAGAUCUCGCGCCGAGAGCUCCGUUGCCACGGGUUCCCGUCCAUCCUUCUCUUUCGCCUCCGGCCUCACUGGCUCCCCACCUCGCCCUGGCAUGACCUCUCCUGGGAGCACCCAUGAUCGUGCCAGAUCCGUCUCUGAGAUGCCGGCUCCUCCUGCCCAGACUCCCAAGCCUCGAUCUCCCCGCGGAGAUCCUCGGCCCAAGCCUGACCACUUUCAGGAGAGAAUUCUCAAGGGUGAUUUCUACAUGGAUUGAAGAGGAUUUCUUGGCCAGAUUAUGAAACACCACGACGAGCUUUGUACGAUGUUUGGCGAAACAAGCACGACCAAGAUUUGUUCCAUCACGACUGGGACAAUCAUCAUCAAUGUUUGUGUGUCAGAACAUGACUGAACGAGAACCUACGCGCAAACCCUGUACCCUUGUGGGGGUGGUCACAGGAAGGCUCAACAGCACUAUGACAUGACCCCCCUCGAUACCACCACUUCUGACAUCCUGCCGAUCUCGACGGCAUCAUCUCAUGAAUACUUUGUGUACGAUUUUUCUUCUUCGCAUGCUUCUAAGCAAAUGUCUCCUUUGUCAUACGGGGGAAUGUGCUUUGAGAUGAGAUCUCCUUGAUCUCGGGAAGAAAAGGAUGAAUCAAUGGCAAUUCGUGAAUAUGCCCCGGUGGAGACGCCGAACUGGCAGAAACCAUAUGGCAUUCUCGCAGACGGGGGAAAACCACCAGAUCGAAUGUCCUGGCGUUGGUGGCAUACGUCUUGUCUCAAGGGAAGCCAUGUACAAAUGAACUAUCAAAAGAAAAAGAAGGAAAGGGAGGGGAAAAAACAACAACAAAAAACCCAUGCACUGGAAUGUUGCGUAUGCAACGUCCUGAUGAGGCACGAUGGAAGGCAUUCGCCGCGGACACAGAACGGUUUCAUUUGAGCAUCAAGACUGGCUGGCUAGUUUGCUUCUGAACUGGACUUGAGGUCACCGGAUCAUCAAAAGGACGGAGCACUGAGGCCGAGUUGGACGGGACAAUCAAGGAAAGGGGCAUUGGUUGAGCGAGGGGGAUAAGAUACAACAAUAAAAUCAAGGGAUAUUCUCCCGGCGUUUCGGCCCCCUCUUACCACCACAGAUUGAUGCAAAAUUGAUUGGGGCUAGCAUAUUCUGAGAUAGAAUCUUGCAAUCCAAGGUCCAAGUUUUUCAACAGAUUUUGCAAUUC